GUGGUACAAGCUUCGCUCCAAACCAGGGAAGAAGGAAAAGGAGAGAGGGGAGAUCGAAGUGGAUAUCCAGUUUAUGAGGAGCAACAUGACAGCCAGUAUGUUUGAUCUGUCCAUGAAAGACAAGUCUCGCUCGCCCUUUGGCAAGCUCAAAGACAAGCUCAAGGGGAAGAGGAGCAGCGGGCUUUCCGACACGGCGUCGGCGAUCAUUCCCAGCACGACUCACUCCCCCGCUGACAGCGAAGAUGAGUCAGUUGAGAAGGAAAAGAAGAAAUCCAAGUUCAAAACCCUGUUUUCCAAACCUGGCCUGCAGAAGACUUCCCUCUCCCAGUCCAUGUCGGUCCUGCCGACGCAGCAGCCCGUCACCGAGAGGGUUCGGCUUCAUCCCAGCGACUUCCAGUCCCAAUGGGAUGACGAGGAGUCUGAGACCUCUCCAACCUCGGAAAAAACCUUUGGAAAUGCCUUGGAAGAGAAGUCUUCUCUUUCUCCUGUAUUUAAGUCUCGUAAAACAGCAGCUGUGGACAGCAGGCAGCUAAACCAAGUAACCACUAGCCACACCAAGAAAGAAGGGCUCUCUUUAUUCAGUGGCCUUAAAUCCAAAAGCGAUCCCGUUUCCAAGUCCAGUCUGUGUAUCAAUGGCAGUCACGUUUAUAUGGAAGAGAGCACGGCGAAGGAUAACACUCCAGCCUCUUCCCCCUCUCCUCACAACUUCAGGAGGAAGCAGCACUUUGCUUCAGAAGAGAACCUGUCUUCCAGAUCGACUAAAGGACCUGAGGAGACGGGAAGAACAUCUCCUAGUCGUGCUUUCUCUGGGUCUGCAUCCCUGGAGACCUUUAAAUCUAUGACUCUGCCGUCAUACAGACUGCUUAGCGGCGAAGAGUACCUGGAAAGCAGCCUUCCUCCCAGUGUUGACGUUCUGAAAGAGCCUAGAAAAACGGACCACAGAAAGCCUGCCUUGCUCUCCCUGGUCACAGGGAAGAAGGAAGCAGCGAAGACCGGUGAUGCUGAGAACGCUCCCGACAGAACCCUGCAGGAUGAGCAGAACAAGGUUCAAGAAGAGAAGAGUGAACAGGAGGCCAAGUGUCUUGACCUUCCAGCAGAUUUAAGCAGAGGGAAUCCCUCGGAAGACGUCUUUGCCAGCAAGCAGCCGCUCAGCCCUUUUGAGGAAGACCGGAAACCUGAAAGAGCUGCUGCAGCGGCGAAGACCAAAGCCGUCAAGCCCAGGCUCCAUCCUGUGAAGCCGAUGAACGCCACCGCCAACAAUUCCCCGAGUAAAAACCUGAAUGUCAUCAGCACGAUGAAUGAAAAGCUGCUCGAGAGGAACGUCAAGAAAUACGAUCCUUCGGAUCCUGCCUACGCGUACGCUCAGCUAACACACGAUGAGCUGAUCCAGCUGGUCUUGAAACAGAAGGAUACCAUUACCAAGAAAGAUCUCCAGGUCCGUGAGCUUGAAGACUACAUCGACAACUUGCUCGUCAGAGUCAUGGAGGAAACCCCAAACAUUCUGCGGGUGUCAAUGUCGGGAAACAAAAAAGCCGGGAAGAUGUAA
Eurypyga helias (sunbittern) is the source of this 1546-nucleotide messenger RNA. RefSeq names its product RAB11 family interacting protein 1 (class I) (gene RAB11FIP1). The transcript has 4 exons. Gene Ontology annotation, biological process: regulated exocytosis. Gene Ontology annotation, cellular component: intracellular membrane-bounded organelle. The record is from RefSeq and is a predicted model, not a curated record. NCBI's taxonomy places the organism in Eukaryota, Metazoa, Chordata, Aves, Eurypygiformes, Eurypygidae. Gene Ontology annotation, molecular function: small GTPase binding. The annotation marks the transcript as partial.